Molecule: messenger RNA, 10564 nt
Organism: Heterocephalus glaber (naked mole-rat)
Lineage: Eukaryota; Metazoa; Chordata; Mammalia; Rodentia; Bathyergidae
Gene: Dmxl1
Product: Dmx like 1
Biological process (GO): vacuolar acidification
Cellular component (GO): RAVE complex
Molecular function (GO): protein binding
Source: RefSeq, a predicted model, not a curated record
GCGGCCGCCGGCCCUGAGGAAGCGGGACGCGGCCGGCGGCUGGGCAUGAGCGGGACGCGGCGUCGGCGGCGGUGCUGAGCGGGCCGGCAUGAACCUGCACCAGGUGCUGACCGGGGCCGUGAACCCCGGAGACCACUGCUUUUCGGUGGGCGGCGUCGGCGGCCGGCGCUUCACGGCUUAUGCAUCUGGAUGUGACAUUGUAAUACUAGGAAGUGAUUUUGAAAGAUUACAAAUAAUUCCAGGAGCUAAACAUGGAAACAUUCAAGUGGGAUGUGUAGACUGUUCAAUGCAACAAGGCAAGAUUGCAGCAUCCUAUGGAAACAUUAUCUCUAUUUUUGAACCAGUUAAUCUACCAAAACAAAAGAAAAAUUUGGAAUUGGAUAGUCAGUGGCAGAAAACUGGCCAGUUUUUUCUGGACUCAAUAACACACAAUAUAACUUGGGAUCCUACAGGUAGUCGUCUUUUAACGGGUUCCAGCUGUUUGCAACUCUGGUCUAAUACUAAUUUAAAGAAGCUAAAUGAAGAUGAAGAUGCAGAUAAAACAGAUCUUAACUUUGGGGAUUGGAGAUGCAUUUGGCAUUGCAAAACUGCUUCUGAAGUUCAUUUGAUGAAAUUUUCACCAGAUGGAGAAUUUUUUGCCACUGCUGGGAAGGAUGACUGUCUUUUAAAGGUAUGGUAUAAUGUAGAAAACUGGCGGACAGCUGUUACCUCUCCUGAUAUAAGUUCAGACAAACAGUCCCAAGGAGAAAUUGACUUUUCCUUUGUAUAUUUGGCCCAUCCUCGAGCUGUAAAUGGAUUUUCCUGGCGUAAAACAAGCAAGUAUAUGCCUAGAGCGUCUGUAUGUAAUGUACUACUGACUUGCUGUAAAGAUAAUGUAUGUCGUCUUUGGGUAGAGACAUUUUUACCAAAUGACUUUUUGCUAUAUGGAGGUGACUGCAACCAUUGGUCUGAACCAAUUAAUUUAACAAAUAACUUCAAGAGAAAUGCUUCCAGUAAAGAACGUGUUCAAAAUGCUCUUGAGGUAAACCUUAGACAUUUUCGCAGAGGCCGGAGGAGGUCACUGGCACUUGUAGCACAUACCGGCUACCUGCCUCAUCAGCAGGACCCACACCAUGUCCACAGGAGCACUCCACUGCACGCCAAUGCCCUCUGCCACUUCCAUAUUGCAGCCAGUAUUAACCCAGCCACAGAUAUUCCACUUCUUCCAUCUAUUUCAUCUCUGAGUUUAAGUGAAAAUGAAGACAAGAGUGGGCCUUUUGUGGUACAUUGGUUAAACAACAAAGAGCUGCACUUUACUUUGUCCAUGGAAGUCUUUAUACAGCAACUUAGAAAAAGUUUUGAACAACCAUCUUCUGAAACCAGUGCAGAAGACUCUAAUCAAGCAGAUGUAAAAUCUGAUGAAGAAAUGGAUGACAGUGUUGAUGAUUUGAACAUAAAUCAUGAAAAGAAGGAAUUGGGUGGAGAUAAAAUGGUACCAAACUCAAGUUUUGCACCAUUACCAUCAGCUGCCAUUGAUCAUCAGAUCGAAGUGCUCCUGUCUGAAUGGAGUAAAAAUGCAGACAUGCUUUUCAGUAUUCAUCCCAUGGAUGGUUCUUUACUAGUUUGGCAUGUAGAUUGGCUGGAUGAAUACCAGCCUAGUAUGUUUCGUCAAGUACAGGUGUCCUUUGUUUCCAGAAUUCCUGUAGCUUUCCCUACAGGUGAUGCAAACUCUCUCUGUAAAAGCAUUGUAAUGUAUGCCUGUACCAAGAAUGUUGACUUGGCUAUUCAGCAAGGGAAACAAAAACCUUCUGGUCUCACUCGUUCUACAUCAAUGCUUAUCUCUUCUGGACACAGUAAAUCAUCUAAUAGUUUAAAAUUAAGUAUUUUUACUCCUAAUGUUAUGAUGAUUUCAAAGCAUGCUGAUGGUUCUCUGAAUCAGUGGCUGGUCAGUUUUGCUGAGGAAUCUGCUUUUUCUACAGUUCUUAGUAUUUCUCACAAAUCCAGAUAUUGUGGUCAUCGUUUUCAUCUGAAUGAUUUAGCUUGCCACUCAGUAUUACCAUUAUUACUGACAACAUCACACCAUAACGCAUUAAGGACACCAGAUGAUGAUAACCAAAAGCAACCUCAUGAUAUUAUAAAUAUUGAAGAAUGUUCUUUGACACAACAAAGUAAAAGUACCAUUGAUAUGGCAUUUCAGGAUCCCAAUGCAGUUUAUAGUGAGCUUAUUCUUUGGAGGGUUGACCCUGUCGGGCCACUGUCUUUUUCUGGAGGAGUGUCUGAGCUUGCCCGGAUUAAUUCUCUUCACGUUUCUGCCUUUUCCAAUGUGGCAUGGCUCCCUGCUCUUAUACCCAGUUACUGUCUAGGUGCAUACUGCAACUCUCCUAGUGCGUGCUUUGUAGCUAGUGAUGGACAAUAUCUGAGGUUAUAUGAAGCAGUUAUUGAUGCCAAAAAACUUUUAUAUGAGCUUUCAAACCCUGAAAUUUCUAAAUAUGUUGGUGAAGUGUUUAACAUCGUCAGUCAACAGUCAACAGCCAGGCCAGGAUGUAUUAUCGCAUUAGAUCCCAUUACUAAACUUCAUGGCAGAAAAACUCAGCUGCUUCAUGUUUUUCAAGAAGACUUUAUUCUGAAUGACCUUGAAAAGAAGAGUUUUGGAAAAGACUGCAUUUUAUCCAGUACAGGUAGCUCGCCUAAUGGAUUUUCUGAAAAGUUCUACUUAGUUGUAAUAGAGUGCACUCAAGAGAGUCGUUCAUUGUUGCACAUGUGGAAUUUACAUUUAAAGUCAGUUCCUGUAUCAUUGGAUGAAAAAAUAGAUACAAAAAUAUCUGAAGCAGUUGGGCAGCCAGAAGAACAUUAUUCUUCUCCAGAGAAGAUUCCGUCUCCUUUUUCACAGAAGUAUCAGGCUUGCAGAGCAAAUCUUCAGAGCACCAGCAAAUUGUCUCUGUUUUCAGAAAUGGUGUACAGCCAAGAGCUGCAUUUGCCAGAAGGAGUUGAGAUAAUAAGUGUUAAGCCAUCCGCAGGACAUCUGAGUAGUUCUUCUCUAUAUCCUGUGUGCAGUGCUCCUUAUUUAUUGGCAACUUCAUGCUCAGAUGAAAAAGUAAGAUUUUGGAGAUGCAGAGUAACAGAUGGAGAAUCUACCACGUCAAAGAAUGCAAAAAUGGAUCUUGCAUACAUUUGGGAAGAAUGGCCAUUACUUAUUGAAGAUGGACUCCAGAGCAUUAGUAGUAUAACUGUACCUGGUAGGCCUAUAGAAGUUAGUUGUGCACAUACAAAUCGUUUAGCUGUAGCUUAUAAGCAGCCUUCAUUUAAUAGUAGAUCUUCUCAGGACUUUGUGAUGCAUGUAAGUAUUUUUGAAUGUGAAUCCACAGGAGGUUCAUGUUGGGUUCUUGAGCAGACAAUUCAUUUGGAUGAGUUAAGCACAGUUUUGGAUUCUGGCAUUAGUAUUGAUAGCAAUUUAGUGGCCUAUAACAAACAAGAGGCAUAUUUGUUCAAUAAAGAAAGUAUCACAUCCAACACAAAGCAUUUAGUUCACUUAGACUGGAUGUCUAGAGAAGAUGGUUCUCAUAUUCUGACUGUAGGAAUUGGGUCAAAACUUUUUAUGUAUGGACCCCUGUCUGGCAAGGUACAAGAACAGACUACUAAGGAAAGCCUGGCAUUUCCUCUGUGGGAGAGUACUAAAAUUGUGCCUCAUUCUAAAUUUGUGUUAUUACGAAGUGUGGACUUGGUUUCUUCUGUAGAAGGCUCCCCACCUUUUCCUGUGUCUUUAUCGUGGGUCAGGGAUGGCAUCCUUGUGGUAGGAAUGGAUUGUGAAAUGCAUGUGUAUUCCCAGUGGCAGCCAUCUUUGAAACAAGAACUUGUUAUAACAGAGUCAUACAGUGGAAGCACUCCUUCUAUACCGAGUUUAAUAAAACAGAGUAACUCAUCAAGUUCUGGGUUACAUCCUCCAAAGAAAACUCUGACUCGAUCCAUGACUAGUCUUGCACAGAAAAUCUGUGGGAAGAAAACUGCAUUUGAUCUUUCAGUGGAUAUGGAAGAUUCAGGUCUUUUUGAAGCAGCUCAUACGCUUUCCCCAACUUUACCUCAGUACCAUCCCUUGCAGCUUUUGGAACUCAUGGAUCUUGGCAAAGUUCGGAGAGCAAAGGCAAUCUUGUCACAUCUUGUCAAGUGCAUUGCUGGGGAAGUUGUGGCUCUGAAUGAUGCUGAGUCCAAUCAUGAACGCCGUCUGAGGUCUCUCACCAUCAGUGCUAGUGGAAGCACUACCAGGGAUCCCCAGGCAUUCAACAAAGCUGAAAAUACAGAUUAUACAGAAAUAGAUUCCGUUCCUCCACUUCCUUUAUAUGCUUUACUUGCGGCAGAUGAUGAUAGCUAUUACUCAUCUUUGGAGAAAUCUAGUAAUGACAGUUCCCUAAAUAAAUCAAACCAAAUGUUGAAAGAGAAUUAUGAUGAGCUUUUUCAGAUUGCAGCUCUGAUGCCUGAUGUUCAAGCGUUAGAGACAGAUGAAGAAAAUACAAAGCCUAGAGUUAUUGACCUUUCACAAUACAGUCCAACUUAUUUUGGACUUGAGCAUGCUCAAGUUCUUUCUGGGCACUUACUUCAUUCUAGUUUACCAGGCCUCAGUAGGAUGGAACAGAUGUCUUUGAUGGCCUUGGCAGAUACAAUUGCAACUACAAGCACUGAUAUUGGAGAAAGCAGAGACAGAAGCCAAGGUGGAGAAACUCUUGAUGAGUGUGGGUUAAAAUUUCUUUUGGCUGUUCGACUGCAUACCUUCCUUACAACUUCCCUUCCAGGCUAUCGAGCUCAACUGCUCCACCAAGGCCUAUCUACUAGUCAUUUUGCUUGGGCAUUUCACUCAGUAGCAGAAGAAGAACUGCUGAACAUGUUGCCAGCAAUGCACAAAGAUCCCACUUGGUCUGAACUGAAAGCUAUGGGUGUUGGGUGGUGGGUGCGGAAUACCCAUACCUUACGCAAAUGUAUAGAAAAAGUAGCCAAAGCAGCCUUUUAUAGAAAGAACGAUCCUUUAGAUGCUGCCAUUUUUUACCUUGCAAUGAAAAAGAAAGCUGUGAUUUGGGGAUUAUAUAGAUCUCAAAAAGACACUCGGAUGACACAGUUUUUUGGACACAAUUUUGAGGAGGAGAGAUGGCGGAAAGCAGCUUUAAAGAAUGCUUUUUCUUUGCUAGGCAAACAAAGAUUUGAACAUUCUGCAGCGUUUUUUCUUUUAGCUGGUUGCCUCAGAGAUGCAAUUGAGGUAUGUCUUGAGAAACUGAAUGACAUUCAGUUGGCUCUUGUAAUAGCAAGACUUUAUGAGUCUGAAUUUGAUACAUCUGCAACAUACAAAUCUGUUUUACGUAAAAAAGUGCUGGGAAUUGGUUCUCCUGUCAGUGAACCCAGUUCAUUGAACAUAAAUAUGCACUAUGAUCCUUUUCUUCGGAGUAUGGCAUACUGGAUUUUGGAAGAUUAUAGUGGUGCUCUGGAAACAUUAAUAAAGCAACCUGUCAGAGAAAAUGAUGAUCAAGUCAUGAUGUCAGCCUGUAACCCUGCAGUUUUUAAUUUCUACAAUUAUCUAAGAACACAUCCUCUUUUACUGAGGCAUCAUUUUGGAUCAUCUGAUACAUUUUCCACACACGUGGGUUUAACAGGAAAAAGUAGACUGGCAGGAACAAUUAAUUUAACUGAAAGAAGAUUAUUUUUUACUACUGCUAGUGCUCAUCUAAAAGCUGGCUGCCCCAUGUUGGCUUUGGAAGUAUUAUCAAAGAUGCCCAAGGUCAUCAAGAAAACCACACCUCUUUGUAGAGCAUCUAGUUUUCUGGAUACUAGUAAAGAUUCAUCUUCAUUAAAAUUGGAUACAAGGGAAGAUAAGUCUUCUGCUGUUGAUUGGUCACAGUCUUUUAUGAAUGGCCUUGAAUCUUCUUCAGAGGGUUCCUCAGAGAAGCAGUCAAACUCUACUCCUUCUUUUGACUGGAGCCAACCAAGUGUCGUAUUUCAAGAAGAUUCUUUAGAGUUAAAGUGGGACAGUGAUAAUGAUGAAGAAAAUGAGAGUCUUCCUAUUUCAAUGAAAGAACUAAAACCUUUACAGAGGAAAAUAGAUAAAAAGUUAGAUGAAAUAAGUAAUUAUUCAGAAUCUUUCAGCACACUAGAUGAAAGUGACAUUUUAAACCCAUCAGAAGAUAUAAUUGCUGUUCAGUUAAAGUUUAGAGCAUGUUUAAAGAUUCUCACAGUAGAACUUCGUACUUUAUCUACUGGCUAUGAAAUAGAUGGUGGAAAGUUACGUUACCAACUCUAUCACUGGCUUGAAAAAGAGGUGAUAGCUCUUCAAAGGACUUGUGACUUUUGCCCAGAUGCUGAAGAACUGCAGUCUACACUUGGCAAAAAUGGGGAUGAAUUUGGAUCAAAUGAGAAUGUUGAUGAUCUUCAUCACCAUGCAAAAGUGAAACAACAGAGAGAAAUCUUUCAGGAAAAAAAACAGUGGCUCUUGAAAUAUCAGUCACUCUUAAGAAUGUUUCUUAGUUAUUGCAUACUUCAUGGCUCCCAUGGUGGGGGUCUUGCAUCUGUGCGAAUGGAAUUGAUUUUGCUUUUACAAGAAUCACAGCAGGAAACGUCAGAACUACUAUUUCCUAGUCCACUGUCAGAGCAAACCUCAGUGCCUCUCCUCUUUGCUUGUACAGCCAGUGCCAAAACAGUAGUUGCCAAUCCAUUAUUACACCUCAGUAAUCUAACACAUGAUAUUCUCCAUGCCAUAAUAAACUUUGAUUCACCACCUCAUCCUGACAGCCAAAGCAAUAAAGUAUAUGUAAUGCAUACUUUAGCAGCCUCACUUUCUGCUUGUAUUUAUCAGUGCCUUUGUGGUAGUCAUAACUACAGCCCAUUUCAAACUAAUCAGUUUACUGGAAUGGUAUAUGAAACAGUACUGCUUCCCCAUCGGCAUUCUUUAAGAACAGGGAGCUUAGAUGAAGCAGUAACUCCCAAUACAUCACCAGCUCAAUGGCCAGGAAUAACUUGUCUGAUUAGACUUUUGAAUUCUUCUGGUGAGGAAGCCCAGUCAGGACUUACAGUCUUGCUUUGUGAGAUUCUCACAGCAGUGUACCUUAGUCUCUUCAUCCAUGGCCUGGCAACACAUUCUAGUAAUGAACUGUUUCGGAUUGUGGCCCAUCCUUUAAAUGAAAAAAUGUGGUCCGCUGUAUUUGGUGGAGGUGCACAUAUUCCCGGCAAAGAACAGACACAUUCAAAAGCUUUACCUGGAAGGCACUUUGCUAUACCUAGCCCACACCAGGUAGUGGUAUUCUCCAUGGAAUGUGUGGGCUUUUCCAAAGCUCUUUCAGCCAUCAGUUCUCAUAGCCCUCCCAGUCUUGCAGUUCCUUCACUAAUUGAAGAAGGAGAAAAACAGAACAAACGUUUUAGGUCAUCAGAAAUACCAGGCAGAGGAUCUGUCCCACUGACUUCUUUACCACGAAUGAGCCAGGAGUCACUGACAGUCAAAGAGAAGUUCAUACCACCUGAGCUCAGUAUUUGGGACUAUUUCAUAGCCAAGCCUUUUUUACCCCCUUCCCAAAGCAGAGCAGAAUACGACUCAGAGGAGAGUCUGGAAAGUGGUGGUGGUGAUGAUGAUGAUGAUGAUGAUGAUGAUGAUGAUGAUGAUGAUGAUGUUGAUGUUGUUGUUUCAGCUUCAGAUUUCCAUCUCCAAGAGCAUUCUAAUUCCAAUUCAUAUAGUUGGUCAUUGAUGCGAUUGGCAAUGGUACAAUUGGUGCUCAGCAAUUUGAAAACCUUCUAUCCCUUUGCAGGUCAUGAUCUUGCAGAGCUUCCAGUUAGUUCACCUCUUUGUCAUGCGGUUCUAAAAACUCUUCAAUGUUGGGAACAAGUUCUUCUUCGACGACUUGAACUCCAUGGUGGACCACCUGAAAACUAUAUCUCAGGUCAUACCUCUGAAGAGAAUUUAUCUGCAGGUCCUGCAAUUCUCCGCCACAAAGCUUUACUGGAACCUACAAACACUCCUUUCAGAUCCAAACAUCAUCUGGCACUGUCUGUGAAGAGGCUUUGGCAGUAUUUGGUGAAGCAGGAAGAAAUUCAAGAAACUUUUAUCAGAAAUAUAUUCACAAAGAAACGAUGUCUAAAUGAGUCAUUAGGGGACAACAGUGAAGCCAUCAAAAAUUCUAUGAUGGAGGAACCAAACAUCAAUAAGAUAGAAGCAGAUUUGGGAUAUCCUGGAGGUAAAGCAAGAAUUAUUCAUAAGGAAUCUGAUAUUAUCACUGCCUUUGCUGUUAAUAAAGCAAAUAGAAAUUGCAUAGCAAUCGCUUCCAGCCAUGAUGUUCAAGAACUGGAUGUUUCUGGAAUUCUGGCCACACAGAUCUAUACUUGGGUAGAUGAUGAUGUAGACUUGGAAACCAAAGGAUCAGAAGAUUUCUUGGUUAUACAUGCUCGUGAUGAUCUGACAGCUGUUCAGGGUACGACCCCGUAUACGCACAGCAACCCUGGGACUCCUAUCAACAUGCCAUGGCUUGGUAGUACACAGACUGGCAGAGGAGCAUCUGUGAUGAUUAAGAAAACCAUUAAUAAUGUCAGAAGAAUGACUUCUCAUCCAACUCUUCCUUACUAUCUGACUGGAGCUCAAGAUGGGAGUGUCAGAAUGUUUGAAUGGGGCCAUUCUCAACAAAUAGCCUGUUUUCGAUCUGGUGGUAAUUCAAGAGUUACAAGAAUGAGAUUUAACUAUCAGGGGAAUAAGUUUGGAAUAGUUGAUGCUGAUGGAUAUUUAAGUUUGUAUCAAACAAACUGGAAAUGUUGUCCAGUUACGGGGAGCAUGCCAAAGCCAUACCUGACUUGGCAGUGUCAUAACAAAACAGCCAAUGAUUUUGUCUUUGUUAGUUCCUCAUCUUUGAUAGCUACAGCUGGUCUUUCAACUGACAAUAGAAACAUAUGUUUGUGGGAUACACUUGUAGCACCCUCAAAUAGUUUAGUCCAUGCUUUUACCUGCCAUGAUAGUGGAGCCACAGUCUUAGCGUAUGCUCCCAAACAUCAAUUGCUAAUAUCAGGUGGCAGAAAAGGAUUCACAUGUGCAUUCGAUCUUCUCCAACGACAGCAGAGGCAGCUUUUUCAGAGCCACGAUUCCCCUGUUAAAGCCAUUGCUAUCGAUUCAACUGAAGAGUAUUUUGUCACUGGAUCUGCAGAAGGCAAUAUAAAGAUUUGGAGUCUUGCUACUUUUAGUCUUCUCCAUACUUUUAUCAAUGAACAUGCUCGGCAGUCCAUUUUUAGGAAUAUUGGAACUGGAGUGAUGCAAAUUGAGACAGGACCAACAAACCAUAUUUUCUCUUGUGGAGCUGAUGGAACAAUGAAAAUGAGAAUACUGCCAGAUCAGUUCAGCCCCUUAGAUGAAGUGUUAAAAAAUGAUGUGAAAUUUAUGCUGUAACAUUUUUACAAGAUGUAUAAUUUAUUACCCUUUUGAUGGAAGUGGCCAACAGAUAUAAUAUAUAGUAAUCAGUCUCCCACAAAUAAGCUGAUGCUUUCUUGUUUUCAUAAUUACUUAUGGAGCUUUGCUCUCAUUGAUGCACUGAUGCCUUAAAAAUUAAUAAAAUCAUUCAUAAUUAUAUUAAAUCACCUAAAGUAGAAUUUGUAUCUAAUGCUGUAAUAAUACAUAUGUAUAGUAUGUUAUAAUAAGUAUGUCAUAGUGUUAAAGGAAUUUUGUUUUUUUAUUGUUGAUCAACUUUUCUGCAGAUAUCUCUGCAUGAAUUUCUUUAACAAUAAAAUCACCCUUUAAGCAAAGACACAUAAUACUCAUCACUUAAUUCACCACUGACUUCCUUUAUCAGACUUAACAUAUCUGAAAAUCUUUCCUCUUAAUUAAUGAUAGAUUGGUAUUUGAGUAAGAAUGAAACAAAUAUUGAACCUCUCCAUUAAACUCAUUGGGACUUCAGUGAUAAAUGAGAUAAAUAGUUCAUUAUGUAAAGUUUUCAUCAGUUGCCCUUCCAGAACCUAAAUUGUGUGUGUGUAAAUGUAUUUGUAUGUAUAUAUGUGUGUGUGUAUGUGUAUAUGUAUAUAUAUCUUACACAUCUUAUUUGAACUUAGUUUGUAUAUAAAUGCAAAAACAAGUUUUUCCAUGUGUUUUUGUGCCAUAACCACUACUGCCACCAGAAUAACAACUUUUUUUGCAAAUGUUUUUUAUUUAAAAAUGUUGAAUUCCCAUCUUAAUUUUCAAAUAAAUUGCAAUAAGGCUUCCAAGAUUGUUAUUUUUAAGAUUCACUGAAUCAAAUAAGUCUUAAUAGCCGGGGAUUUAGCUCAGUGGUUCCACCACCUGCCGCACAAGCGCAAGGACCCGAGUUCAAUUCCCGGUACCAAAAAAAAAAAGUCUUAAUAGGCAAUAAAGAUUCUGUUUGGCACAUAUAAGAUGCUUAAAAGUAAGCUAUGAAUUUGACAGAAUUCUUGAACAUCAUUUUCCUUAAAUUUUAUUUUUAUUUCUUAUUUUUUAGGUGCUUUUAGUCUCAAAAUUCUGACAAUCUUACAGCAGUGUUUUUAGAAACAAAUGUGAAAACAGUCAAAUAGUAUUUGCAAAUGUAAAAUACCCUUCAUGUCUAUUAAUAGAAAAUAAAUUAAACCUUAUAUUUUA